GCUGCCAAAAUAGUAAACACACGUUGGACUUGGCUGGUUGAGUCUUAUUUCUUCUGUACUGUCCACUAUCCUGAGUCUAAUUCCUUACAACAAUUGAAGAACAUAAAGCAAAAGAAUGAAUGGUUGCCAGGAAGUGUUCCUGUGUAUGAAACGGUCUAUCAGCAAUGAAGUUGGUGUCACUGAGUGGACAAGAUACCUUAACAGUUUUUUUUUUCACCUAAUUCUACCCUGUCUGCUUCUUCUGGAAAUACCGUAUAUCAUUCUGAUUCGCAGUUUCACACUUUGUGACUGUGUUUUGUUGCCAAAGUCCUGGGUACUGUACUGUACUGUUCAUACACUUAAAACUCAACAAUGGCAGAUGAAUGGAAGAAGAAAGUAAUCCAGGAGAAGUUGGGGGGAAAAAACGACUGGACAGAAGAAGAACGGGCUGAACUCUGCCGACAACUCGACCAAGACCUUGAUAAGCAUAUAGAUGAAAUGGGCAAGACCAAGUAUGAAGGAGGAUGGUCUGAAGACAAUUGGAAAGAACAAAUGGCAGAUCAUCCUCUGUUUGCACCAUAUGUCCAGGAGGAAGGUGUAACAAUGGGAGAGGAGGCACCAAUGAACCCACUGAGUGAAGGCCUGGCACAGAUUAAGUUUGACCCAGACCACAAUACUCCAGAAGAGGUUGCCCAGAGCUAUAAAGAGGAAGGUGUUCUACAAUUCAAGUAUAAGAAAUACAGAUUGGCUGUUUUGAAUUUCUCGGAGGGUCUGAAGCAAAAGUGUUCCGACAAUGAAUUGAAUGCCCAGCUCCAUAACAAUAGGGCAGCUGCCCAGUGGCACUUUGGUAAUUAUCGGUCAGCAAUUAAAGACUGUGAAAAGGCUAUUGAAUUGAAGCCAGAUUACUUGAAAGCUGCUUUGAGAGCAGUAGACUGUGCUACAAAAUUGAAAUCAUGGGAUGAAGUUUUCACGUGGUGUGACCUAGGCCUUAAACUGGAUCCCACCGAUCAGAAGCUGAAGACCAGUCGACUAACAGCAGUCAAAGAAAAGAAAUUACUGGAAAGAAAUCUCCGGAAAAAGGCUCAAGAAGAAAAGAAAAAAUUAAUGGAAGAACAAAAUCUCUUGAAUAUUAUUUCAAGUCGUGGCGUGAAACUUGGGAGUACAGUGGUGAAGGGUUCUUCAUCUCUAACUCUGGCAGACUUGGAACCAAGCCAUCCUGCAGCACAGGGUUCUCGUGUCCACAUCAAUGAGAAUGGAGAGUUAGUGUGGCCAGUGAUGCUCCUGUAUCCAGAGUAUCAUGAAAGUGAUAUUAUUCAGAAAUUCACAGAAAGUGAUUGUAUCCAAGAUCACCUGGAAGAUAUUUUUGGAAAUGACGCUCCAUGUGCACCAUGGGAUGCGGAGCAGAAAUACCGUGUUGAGAGUCUUAAGGUUUUCUUUGAAUACAAAGCAAAAGAUCAGCUGUGCAAAAUUGACCUUAAUCAGACUCUCCAACAAGUGCUUACUGAUCCAAGAUACUGUGUAUUGGGUGGAACUCCGGGUUUUAUUGUUCUCGUUGACGGCAGCAAAUUUACGAAGGAUUUUAUGUCAAAGUAUAAUGUGUGUACUUGAUAAUCUGUAGUUUUAUACAUACAGUAUAUACUGUAUAUCCAUAUUUAAAUGAGUAUUUAACAAAUGUAAUAUCAUGACCAUCACACUAUAUGGUAAAAUCAAUUAUUAACCAUAUUAUCCAUAUACACAGGAAGUGUAUAUUAACAGAGUGGAAAACCAUGAUGGAUUUUAUACUUCUGUAGUUUGCAUGUAUUGUGUUAAUUGUAGUAAUGUAUGCGAGAUGUAUGGAUUAGCAGCUUAGCAUAUACAACACUUACUUCCUGACUUAACAAUUUGGCAAGUGUAGGCUGUUGAGUGCAGUUGUACUGUUACCUUCAAUGCUCCCAAUUGGCCUGAUGGCUUAUUGGGUCCUUCUUGCAUGUGAGAUACGAGUGUGAUAUUUGCAUGCUAAAUUUUAACAGCAAUAAUUUGAGCUCAGAAACAUUUUAUACCAGAGAAGAUAUGACACUGAUAAGAGAAAUAUCUUAAAAGAAAUUAUGAGACGUAAACAAAACUGCUAUAAAUUCAUUUUAUAUAAACAAAUGAUUGAAAUGGGCCUAUAGCAACAUGCAUUUGAGUUACAUGACCACCAAAGAAAUAGAAUGUGAAUGAACACCUAGUGAAGGCUGUAAUUACAGUAAGUCCUUAAUUUCUGCUGGGUCUGUGUUCCUGGAGAGCACAGUAGAUACAGAACCUGCAGAACUAAAAAUAACUUAUGGAAGAUAAUGGGAUACAUUCUGGGGAUGAAUUUCUGUCAUCUGAGGUCAACGUUCAGUUAGUUGUUGUUUUUAUUAUUUAAUCCUGACUGCUGCACAGCUAGGGUAAACAUCCUUGCAUGUCAGCAACACUUGUCAACUUAGGUUAGGUUAUCAUGAAAGAGACUGACAAGGUCUUCCCAGGCCCAAUAUCUCCUCCCUUGAAUGAGACCUGACAGUGAGGUCAAAGUCCGUACUUGUCAACUCUGGUCAUCAUCAAUCCCCUCCUCUGAGAUGUGACAGCUAGUAACAUUGGGGUAAACCUGCUUCCAAUCACAAAGGUCAUUUACAAUUGUGCAUGUUAUCCAAAAGUAAAAAUUUAUCUUAGUUUUAUAUGUUCUUCAAUUCUUGUGUUUGUAUUCAGUAUUUUGAACUUACUGAUUAGUUUUCAAUAAAGAACAGAAUUAA
Messenger RNA from Homarus americanus (American lobster), 2729 nucleotides. It is a transcript of the gene Dpit47, whose product is annotated as tetratricopeptide repeat protein 4-like. Gene Ontology annotation, molecular function: Hsp90 protein binding. The transcript is spliced from 10 exons. NCBI's taxonomy places the organism in Eukaryota, Metazoa, Arthropoda, Malacostraca, Decapoda, Nephropidae. The record is from RefSeq and is a predicted model, not a curated record. The coding region runs from base 352 to 1587 and encodes 411 amino acids.